AUGUCUGAUAUUGUCAAUAUAGAUUCAGAUGGCUCCGCUGAUUUAGAAGUUGAUGAAAAGCAUGAUAAAGAAGGAAAACAAGAUAAGAUCUCAGCAAUGAAAAUCUCAAAAGAAUUGAAGAGGAAAAAACAAAAGAGGAAAGGGCAAUUGACGUUUGAUGACUUUAAAAACGUAAAAGUAGUAAAUUCCCCAGAUGUGUUAAGUACUAAAACAAUUAUAUCUAAUAAAAACCGAACUGUCUUGACCGUUGACGAACAAAAUACUAAAACAGGAAGUGAAAACAAGGAAAACUAUCUAGACGAUCAAUCAAAGACACCUUCUUCUACGUCCUCUCCUAGCAUAUGUAAUAUAUCCAAGUUGGUGGGACUUCAUAAGCAAGGUCAAACAACUACCAACUUGCACCUGAUUUCAAAUUGGGCUUCAAGCGUCCCUUUAGAACUAAAAUCUUAUAACGAUUAUGACAAUAAAAUAUUUGGCCUUUUAUCGAGAGCGAAUACAGAUACGAAGCCAAUACCGUACGCAGGUCCAAUCAUAAGCAUAAUGGCAUUCAUUAAUAAAUUCCAUAAGUUUUUCAGUAAUGAUAUUUUGGAUAUCUCAUUUCAAGUUUUCGAAAUUGGAUUAGAAUUAACUGAACAACAAGAUACGAGCCUAUCAAAUAAAUGUGUAACCAUAUCUCAAGAGAAAAUGAAUUUAUUAUUCUUCACCUUUUUAAAACUAUUAUUCCCUCCAGCAUCCAAAAAACACUAUAGUCCGCCAUCCAUGGCAGAGUUGAAAUCUUCAAAGAAAGCCCUUUUUAAUAAGAAAAUAAUCCACCAGCUUCGUACAAAGGCGAUUGAAUGGGGGUACCCUAAAAAAUGGAGAGUCCCUGUGCCAAAAGAUAUAGACGUCACACAGCCAUUAUCAUACUUGCUCACGCCAGAUGAAGAAGAUACAACUUUGGUAGAUCCGACACACCCUGAAAUCUUAACAAAAAAUAUCCCACAAUGGUAUAAGAAUACACCUCUACCGAAUGAUGAGAACCUAUUGUAUAAUCCAAAUUUGGAAAAGAUGGGCGUUUUUGCAUUUGAACCAAAAGAUCGAUUGAUUUUUCUAGAGAUAUUGAUGAGGUGGUGUUGUUCAAAUUCAACUCUUAUUCAUGAUGAAAUUUAUAGAUUGUCUCAUUUGAAAAAAGAACCAUCGUUUGGCAUUUAUACGCAACAUGUUCCCAGGUAUCUUGUCAAUGGUAUUGAUGAAAGUUAUGAUGCCUUCCACAAAGUCUGCAGGUUAUUACAGAAGCGGUUACUAAAUAGAAGGAAGAAUAAAUAUCAAAUGAACGAUGCAAAGAAGAAAGAUCUAUCUGAAAAGAUAAUUAUUGUACAAGAAUUAAUGAAAGAACUUAAAACAACUGCUGUAGCAUCUGAUAAGAGUGAUAUUCCAUUCAAAUCUUAUCAGGAAUGGAGCGAUAUUUUUGAACGAGAAUCUAUUGAUGAUCCCUUAUCGAAUCCCUUCAAUGAUGAUAGCUAUAAAUUAAGAAUGAAUGAAUUCUUUGUUGGAACUGUCGAUCAUGUAGGUGACUUUUUCCUUCCACGAUUACAUUCUUAUGGAAAUGAUUCGAAUACCAUCGGAUUUUGUAGUGUAAAACAAUUUCUAGAAAAAUCUAAUAAUGACAUCCAAACUAACCAGCUGUCUUCAUUUCGAAGAGUACGCGGCAAGUUUAGUUUAAAUUUCAAAUUACUAUUGCAUGCUAAGAGCAAACUAACGAAAGAUUCGUUAUCUAGUAAAGCUGAUGUCUAUGACGGUGAUUACUGGUAUGAAAUCAGUCAUGAUUAUAAGAGCCUUGACCAAUAUGUAUCACGUAUUUCAAAGAUUUUCCAAGAUUAUUCUGUUUCAAAAGAGAGCGCAAUCAAAGGCAUGCCACAGGAUGAAAACUACCUUAACGAUCCAAAAUUUGAAAAUGUGUUACUUCAGGUACGGUAUCUAACUGAAUAUCUAUCCAAAUUAUCAAGUAUUCUUAAAAAGUUAGAGCAACUUCAAAGCGAACAUGAUGAAGAUAAGUAUGAAGAUAGAAAGACAAGAUCAUCACGAAGAUCACACGGUAGCUACAAAGAAGCUUAUGAAUUACAAGAUGAUGAAGAAGAAUACAUUGCUGACAAUGGCCAUGACGGUAUUGGUGCUGCUGAAGAAGACCAAAGCGCAUAUGAAAGUCAAGAGACAGUAGAUAAUAAUGACGCAUACAUUGAUAUGUCGGAGAACCCUGAUAUUGAAUCUGCCGAUGAAGCAAACGUUAGUAGUUCGAAACAGGCUCAUGAAGCAUCGGUGUCGAGGUCACAAAGAUCUUUGAGAAGGGCUAAAAGGAGAAAGGAAUCUGAGUAG
This is a messenger RNA of Naumovozyma dairenensis CBS 421, 2352 nucleotides long. RefSeq lists its product as uncharacterized. The coding region runs from base 1 to 2352 and encodes 783 amino acids. NCBI's taxonomy places the organism in Eukaryota, Fungi, Ascomycota, Saccharomycetes, Saccharomycetales, Saccharomycetaceae. The transcript has a single exon. The record is from RefSeq and is a predicted model, not a curated record.